UCAGUUCCAUUUACUAUCCACCCCCUCCAUAUUCUCUGUCCCCAUUGCUUUUUUUUGAAACUAUAAACUCCAUCUUUCCCUCUACGCUUUCUCUGUGAAACUGAAACCCUAAUCUUCUUUCUUCUUCACUCUAACAAUGGAGUUCAACUUUCUAGGAAUCGAUAAGCAGAAGCAAUACAACUACAUGUUCCCCACAUCGUCUUCCUCAAACUACACUUACAUCUCCGAUCAGCCCAUGAUCCACGGCGGAAGAAGCGUAGUUCCGGUGGGGUUUCCGUCGUCGUUGAUGGUAGGGCAACCGCUGCGUUCGUACCGUCAGUUUGAGCCGGAGAUGUGGCUUCAUGGUGAACGGUUUCUACCGUACGAUGCAACGGUUUCAAUGCCGCUUGAAGAGAGAUAUUACGGCGGUGAAGGAUAUGAUCACCGCCGUGAGAUUACGGGAUUUGAGGCGGCGCAGUUUCAGCGGUUACGACAAUUGCCUACCAUGUUGGGAAAUAAAACCGGUGCAACUAUGUCUGGAUCGAAAAGGAAAGCACCGUUACCAUCAUCACCAACCGUUGCAGGUUCAAGCGGGCUUUGUUCAAAGAAAGUAACCGAGGAAUGGAGAUGCGCAGUAUGUGACAUUAGCGCUACAUGUGAGCGGGCGCUGCAUGAUCAUCUACAGGGGAAAAAACACCUAGCUAAAAUUGAAUCUUUGAAAUGCAACAACACUAGUGCUGCUGACAUUGGUCUCGGUGUGAAGAAACAAGCAUUCGAGAUCAAGAGUUUGAAAAGCAACAAGUCUUGUGGUGAAAUUGGGCUUGGGAUAAAGAAGGUUUGUGUGAAGAACCAAACAUCUGAGGUUAAGAGUGUUUCAACAGAUGUAAAGAAAGUGAAGAUGAAAAAGAAGUUCAAGUUCUGGUGCAAGACUUGCAAGAUAGGAGCUUAUGAUGAGGUAGUUAUGAAGGACCAUAAGAAAGGAAAAAAACAUGUGAAAAACCGUCGUAUGAUUAUCAAGGCUCGUGCACAAAAGAGGUCUUCGGAGAGAAAAGGCAUAUGAUUUAUGUUGGUCAGAUGCCACCAGCUGGUUUAGGUGUAUACAUUGAACAUGGUUUGCUAGGUUUUUAUCUGGAUAUAUGUAAUGUAUACAGAUGUUUAUGUUCUGGUAACUAGCUGAAUUGAUCAUCGAUCUGGCCUUUGUGGAUGUUAUUUUUUU
Messenger RNA from Helianthus annuus (common sunflower), 1195 nucleotides. RefSeq lists its product as uncharacterized. Lineage: Eukaryota; Viridiplantae; Streptophyta; Magnoliopsida; Asterales; Asteraceae. The transcript is spliced from 3 exons. The record is from RefSeq and is a predicted model, not a curated record. Gene Ontology annotation, molecular function: zinc ion binding; nucleic acid binding. Bases 137 to 1039 code for a protein of 300 amino acids.